AGAAUCGAUGACAGAAGAAAGGAACAAUUUGUCCCACCGGCGUUUUAUUUAGUAGCAGAAGGUCGUUCGCAGCUGGCAGCAGUUUGGCAAUAUUUAUAGCCAGAAAGUGACGUAAAUAAUUUAACUUUGUUUGAAGUUUGGAACUCGACGCGUGGAGUAAUGUGAGUAUUACGUUAAAAAAACAGCGGAACGUAGCCAUACGUCGUGAUUGGUUGGGCUGUUGGAAAUCUUGCUAGCUAACGUUAGCAGCUGACUGCCGUAACUAACGAUAGUUACGCUCGCAGUUCGGAAAGCGGCUGUGCUAACGCUACGUGUUCAUUAAUAUACCCGCACCGAAGCAGCGUGCAGGUUGGACUGGACCCUUGAAUCUCUGUGCCCUCGGUCUUAAAGCAGACCCCGGGCUAGCUCGACAGACCCAGGAUCUCCCUCUCUUGAAGCGGAGAGGCUGACUUGAUGGCAGCCUCGACCGGUGCCCGGAGAUUACCCAUGGGUGUUCGGACGUUCAGUGACUUUCUCCAGAUCGCCACUGUGGGAUCCCCUCGCUCGUGUCGCACGGCGGUGCAAAGAGGAUGCCUGCGACAAAACAUCAGACACUUGUCGUCAUGUGGAAUUUUGAUGACAAGAAGUCCCAGGGUGCUUUGCCUUCAAGAUUGUGACACAAUGACAGCGGUUUCCCAAAGCAGAAGCUUCAUCAGCCUCACCAACAAAAGGAAGGAGUACUCUGAACGUAGAAUACUUGGGUAUUCUAUGCAGGAAAUGUAUGAUGUUGUGGCCAACGUUGAUGAGUACAAGCACUUUGUGCCUUGGUGUAAGAAGUCCCAGACCAUCAUGAAAAGAGCAGGUCACUCCAAAGCCCAGCUUGAAGUGGGAUUUCCUCCAGUAGUGGAAAGAUACACAUCUAUGAUCACUAAUGUUAGACCUCAUCUAGUCAAAGCAGUGUGUACAGAUGGAAAGCUCUUCAAUCACCUGGAGACGAUAUGGCGCUUUAGUCCUGGCAUUCCCGGUUACCCUCGUACCUGCACCGUAGACUUUUCUAUAUCCUUCGAGUUCCGCUCUUUGCUGCACUCACAGUUAGCCACCAUGUUCUUCGAUGAAGUGGUAAAGCAGAAUGUUGCUGCAUUCGAGCGGCGAGCCGGCAAGCUUUACGGCCCAGAGACUCGCAUCCCACGAGAGCUGAUGUUUCAUGAGGUGCAUCAGACGUGAUCUCAGCAACUGUACGUCUUCAUCUGGCCUUAAACCGUACCCUGUUUAUUCCCUCAAUAAACUUGCAUGAUGUGGCUUAGCAGGCCACUACAUCAAAUCUCCACUGCUUCAUAGAUGUUAUAGCGGCUACCAAAGGUGUAGCGCAUCUAACGCUUGCAAACAUAAUGUUGUAAUUCCUGCCUUAGUAAAUUUUUGCUCACAUCCCUUCUCAUUGUGUUAUGUUUGUCCAUUUUCUGUCUACCUCCAGAUCCUUGUUUAGCAGAAAGAACAGUAAGUCAUCGCAGCAUUGUUACAUUGUGCUGGACACUCAGUUAUUACUUUAAACUUAAACUUCGGUUUUUCUAUAAGACACAGUCCCUUUUGCCGAAGCAGUUGUCUCACUGUAACUUGAGGUUACUACUAUCAAGUGAACUUCAGCUCUAAUAUAUUGGGAAAGCACAUUCUUUGCUUUUACACUUAGCAUUGACUUCAUUUCAAAUGGAAAUAGUAAUAUAUAGUUUGAAAUAAAGUACUGGUAUUGCUGCAAAAUAAUAUUGCUUUUAGUUCUUUAAUUUAUUCAGCAGCACUUUUCAACCAGUUUUAUAGGGGCUCAUAUUGACAGUGCCAUGCUAUAAGAGCAUUAUUGUAGGUUAGUAUGAAGUGCAAAGGAGGAAAAUUAGCUGUGGCCUCAGUAUGCUAGGAUUUGAGAAAUGUCACUUUAACUUGGAUGCUGUGAGGAUUGGGCUUUAGAACGUUAAAAAAGAAAAAUUAGCAUAGUAGUUUUAAUACUGCCUUGUUUUACAGCCCAGCACUAGUAUCAGUUAGUAAAGGUGGGGAAAUAAGAAUUAGCACAACCAAGAACCCCUGUUGAAACUGAAAAAUCUGCAGUACUGUAAAAGGUAUCACAAAGAAUGUAAGAAGAGUACAAUGUUACACUCAAAAAUUAUCUUUAUGAUCGAUUAACAACAAAAGAAGAAUUGGAAAUUAAAAUGGCUUCUUGUGAUUUGAAUGUGGCUUAUAUUGUAAUUGGAUCAAAAAUAACUAAACAUUGCCAUGUUAUGUGGAUUCUAACUGUUAGGAGUCAGUUUAGGUUAUAGUUUAAAAAAUGUAGGUGUGUCCUUGCUUAGUGGGCUGUUUUGUGUUUAGAUUGUUUGAAGGUGAUCCGGAGGAUGAAACACUCGAGUCAUCUAUCUAUAAAUUGUAGCGGUGGGCUGUAGAAUAAAACAUUACUUAUUUAUCAAUGAGUUUCAUGCUUAUUUGUUGACAUUUCGGCUUAUCUUUACACACAUUUUGAUGCAUGGAUAUAAGUAACAAAGACAAAUAUAUUUGUAGCAUUUAUGUGUUGCAUUGUCAGGACUUGACUUAAAUUUAAAAUCAAGCAGCCCUUUCACAGUAUUCUGUGAUAAAGGGCUAUUAAAGGUAACUGAUUGUAUUUUGCUACAUUUUAAAGGUGACUCGUAAGUUGCUAAAGAAGUAAUUUAGUGUGACCUUCUCUGUGAAAAAUGUUUCAUUUUGUCCAAAUGGUCCAGUAAACCUAAAAGGUGUUUUCGUAUUUUUGUGAAACUGAAGUAUGUUGUUUUAUUUUUGGUUAGUAAAGUGAUUUGGGAAUUGAGGAAAAAUGAGUCAUCAAAACCCAAUACAGGCGUAUUCAGUCUGAGAAUCACUGUUACUAUUUAAAAAAUAAAAUAAAAUAAAUAAAUACAUUUAAAAAUGGUUUGAGGUAAAAUCAUUGAAUACCACUUUUGUGUAUUAUGUUGCAAUUUGGCCUUUGCUUCUUUUCAAAUUUUGAUAGUACACAAUCAAGAUAUGAUUGAAGUGUAGUUCCAGCGUCUUUUUUUUUUUUUCUU
This is a messenger RNA of Haplochromis burtoni (Burton's mouthbrooder), 3029 nucleotides long. It is a transcript of the gene coq10a, whose product is annotated as coenzyme Q10A. Gene Ontology annotation, molecular function: ubiquinone binding. Bases 454 to 1203 code for a protein of 249 amino acids. The record is from RefSeq and is a predicted model, not a curated record. Lineage: Eukaryota; Metazoa; Chordata; Actinopteri; Cichliformes; Cichlidae. The transcript is spliced from 5 exons. Gene Ontology annotation, biological process: ubiquinone biosynthetic process; cellular respiration. Gene Ontology annotation, cellular component: mitochondrion.